AUGGCGAGUCCCGCUCCUGCCUCCUUAAACCCUCCCCCACGACCUUACCGGCGAUUCUUGACCUCCGCUCUCCAUAAACGAUUUGUGCAUGCUGCGCUUAUCACCCUCCUCGCCGCUCUCCAUAAUGCCUUUUGGCUCGGAUCGAAGAAAGACAUCUUCUGGUCAUGGUUCCCUUUCGGACCUGCUGGAAUCAAAGCCUUGCUAUUUUUCAUGUCCAGCCUGUUCGUCUUCAUCCUCCAAAUAGCCACCCUCCACAUCGGCAGGCUAACGACGACUUCCCCUUUCGCGACUUUCCGAACAAAUUUCCUCAGCGCAUCUGCUCUGCAGACGUUCUUUUGGUACUUGGUCUCGGGAUGGUGGUUCACUGAAGCUUACAUUUGGUCCGCUCCGGAUCUUGGCUGGAUCACAAGGGGAAACCAUACCACCCCUGACGUUCUGAAUGAGAAACCCAUAUUCUUCCGUCUUCAUGCCUUAAUUCUUGCAGUCGCAUAUGCAGGACUUCAUCUCUAUCGCGGAAACUCAUCCCUCCUCAUCCCCGUCUCGAAAUUACCGAGCACACCCACCCCUGACAUCAAAGCACAUGACACCCACGCGGUCGAGCCGAUUCAGACGCGGCUGCAACGCAAGUUGUUCCCUGUGCUCAUGGAGAGUGCCACCAUCCCAGCAUUUACCAUCGUCGUGGCCCCUUUCAUUUACGGCCUUUUUCUACGAAAUAUCUUCUGGCAGCUCCAUCUUGCAAUGGCAAAGCCGUUCUUCAACCUGUCAAGAGCAAACGCUCGACCUAUAGGAUAUCCUCCUCUAGGGCCCUGGUAUCUUUUCCGAUGUUUCAGUGCCGGAUUUCUUCUCAUUCUAACAUGGGAGCUGACUUCGAUCCUCUUCUUGAUCUAUCUCAAUCAGCAACCCACAAAGUCAGGGUUGCCUCUUUCUGCUUCUAGCAAAGAUCCCAACGGAACACUUCUCAAUGGAUUAAGAGCCAAACGAGAUGUCGUGAGGACUUUUGCUUUUUGGGAGUUGACGAUCAUUGCUCACAAACACAAGGAACGCCGAAAGGCGAUUUUUGAAGAUAUUGAACGACCCACUGGACCAAUGUGGAGUCAAAUGGUACAGGCUGGUUUGCAAAUCUUGCAAGAAGUACAAACCCGCAUUGUAGGGCCUCCACCAGCAGUGUCGCAGCCUAGCGCUGCGGACCAAAUCAAAUCUUUGCCACACAUUGUUCCCGAAUUGCCCACGAAAUCAAUUCUUCAGGCAAGCCCGAAACCAACCAUGGGCGAAAGGCUCCUGGCGAGUCCCUUGCGCCAAAUUGGCAGCAGUAAACAGCCAUGGCACCCACCUAUCGAGCAGACGGCAAAAUCAGUCGAAACAAAAUUGCUCGAAUAUGCAAAGCCACCUGGUGCGCCCCAGCCAGCGGCCGAAAGUCUUGCAGAUCAAUGGAUGGUUGCUCUCAAGCAAAGUCGAGUUGGCUGGUUCUUCGUCUCCACAAAUGCCGCAAAAAUUAAAUCCAUGGUCCUCGGAUCUCCGUAUGGGAACGCUGCAUUGAUUGUCGAUGUCAUUGAGUCAGUUACCAAAAUGCAGAUUGCCAGUCUCACUGAAGAUACCUACGGCAAAGCAACUCCAACGGUGCCUGACACUGUUAGAACAUUCACCAAAACCUUAAACGUCAUCGAAGAAUUUGUCUCAAAACACAAGGAAGGUGCUACAGGUGAAAUCGAAGAAGUUGAAAUCAUCAUUCAAAGAUUAAGGGCUGGGCUAAAGGAAUUACUGUCAGCUUUCCAGGUAUAUUUGAUUGAUCAAGGUCUGGGUAUUGCCGACCUCAAUCAGGCCAAAAAGGCAGUACAGGCACCAGGCCCCAAUGAAGUGCAGGAAAAGCCUAAGCACAAAGCCGUUGAACAGCCAGCUCAGAGGAGGCUCUUUCAAAAAGAAACUCAAAGAGAUGGUACAAAGGACAGGCAUCGAAUAUCAGAGGAUAAGAUUCCGAGGUUGGAGCCUUCCGGAUGGUCUGGAUCCAAUCCUCCAAAUGGCCGUUUGUUCCAGAGAAGAGAUAUGGAACAGGUCAGAUAG
Molecule: messenger RNA, 2058 nt
Organism: Cladophialophora psammophila CBS 110553
Lineage: Eukaryota; Fungi; Ascomycota; Eurotiomycetes; Chaetothyriales; Herpotrichiellaceae
Exons: 1
Coding region: 1-2058 (685 amino acids)
Biological process (GO): nuclear pore organization; spindle pole body localization
Cellular component (GO): spindle pole body; nuclear pore transmembrane ring
Molecular function (GO): spindle pole body-nuclear membrane anchor activity
Source: RefSeq, a predicted model, not a curated record